AUGAAGAUCUUGAAGAGAAGAAGAACCCAUAUCUCUAGUUCCCUCGUUUCUACUCACGAAGGCUCUGCUUUAUCGCUAGUUACUCUAGCUCUACUCUCUCAAAGCUCCUUGGCUCUGGCUCUACUCGUUCCAUGUAUUACACUCGUUUGCUCUGACCUUGGGAUCUCUAUUCCCACUGCUCCAGCUCCUCUAACAGCCAGAAGCCAUAAGGCAGGAAGAACGAAGCACUCUCACCUUCCCCUUACUCCUCUUAGUAGCUCAAACAACUCGGAGCUCUUGAACUCCUAUAUCUGCUCUAACUGCAUUAGCUCAUCGGUCCUUCAACUACUUGUUCCAAAAAGGGGAUCAAAGGCUUCCUAUUCAACGGAUUCGGAUUAUUCGACUUUAGAUGCUUCGGAUGCUUCUUUUUCCCCUUGCGUUGAAGCAGUGCUACACCCCCGCAGGGAACAUCUCCUCAUUCAAGCAAGUCUUCAUGCGUCUGCA
Messenger RNA from Striga asiatica, 483 nucleotides. Lineage: Eukaryota; Viridiplantae; Streptophyta; Magnoliopsida; Lamiales; Orobanchaceae. The record is from the annotation of a GenBank genome assembly.